GCUACGCACGCCAGCGUUGUUGUUGUUGUUAGUUGUGUUUUGCUUGCUUCGAUCCUGCGUGUGCGUGUACAUAGUUGAAGAACUGUGACUAAUCGUGACUGUAAUGAGUGACAAUAGUCAAGCACCAAAAUUUGCGAGCGUCUCCAAGAAGCCGCGAGUGCAGUGGCAAGAAAAGGAUACGUGGGUUCUUAUAAAGUCACGCGAAGACAAUUUAGAUGCCCUGCGUAGACAGAAACAGAACGGUGAAGUCUACGCCCGUAUCGCCGAGGCACUGAGGAAUUGCGGGGUUCGCUGAGAGAAACACUAAAGCGAGGUUGUCGAGCAUUGUCGUCGUGUGUCAGUGACGCGAACUCCUUUCACUAAGGGGUCCUUCAAAGCUGUAAAGGGCCCCUACUUCAAAGGAAGUUCUAUCCUGCCCGUGUUUCAGGGGUGCAAGAGACGGGCAAGUUUCGUCUCAUUUCGAAUACUCAGACAACGAAAGGGACAAUUUGAAGGCGUUAAGGUGCAAGAAGAAUCGUGUCGUGAAGAAUGCUUCCCGAAUUGUAAGGAGAAGAGCAUGCAUACCACAGAAUCUUUCGUACUUAUGCCGAAAGAGUCCUGCAUUGUGGAUAAAAGUGUGUGAUGCUCACAUUGACAUAUACACUGUUGCAGCUGCAUCUUGUGUUGCACAAGAGUCUCAGUGCUUAGGACUCUGCGCACGGCUCUCACGGUACCACUUCGUCGUAACGUAGCGUCGGACGGCACUUGAAAAAUGCUACUGAUAUAAGAGUAAACAUUGUUUCGGUUUCGGUUUCCUCGCAUAUUGAUUCCGAAACUAUUCGCCAUCCAUGAAAACGGAACAUUUUGCUUCGCGAACCGCGAUAGAUAAAAAAGAUCAUGGCACCACAAGCAGACACAAUGGUUCAACCCAGUCAGACAGUGCACGCUGCACCAUCCCAACCUAUCUCGAAGCCAUACCCCAUUAAGAUAUAUUGGGGCAAUGUGAUCAAGAUCGGCCUUAUCCACCUUAUGGCUGUCUACGGAGCGUACUUGUGGUUCUUCUGCAAAUGGCAGACGCAUGUGUUUGGUAUCAUCUAUCUGGUGUCCUCAGGCAUCAGCGUUACGGCGGGAGCUCACAGACUCUGGUGCCACAGAGCUUACAAAGCGAAACUGCCUUUGCGGAUCGUCCUCAUGAUCUGGAACUGCAUUGCUGCUCAGAAUGACCUCUACGAUUGGGUGCGAGAUCACAGGGUGCAUCACAAGUACUCGGAGACCGACGCCGACCCACACAAUGUCAACCGUGGCUUCUUCUUUGCACACGUAGGAUGGCUUUUGAUCAACAAACAUCCCGAGGUGACAAAGAAGGGAAAAGCCAUUGACUGCUCCGACAUCCUUGCUGAUCCGGUUGUUCAGUUUCAGAGAAAGUACUACAUGCCCCUGGUCAUGUUCUUCUCAUUCUACCUGCCUACCGUCGCCCCCUACUACAUAUGCGGUGAAUCUUACUGGAACGGCUUCUUCGUCGUGGCCAUCCUGAGACUCGUGCUGUCACUCAACUUCACGUGGUCCGUUAACAGCUUCGCCCACAUCUGGGGCGACAAGCCCUUCGACAAAUACAUUUCCCCAACAGAAACCAAGUGGGUGUCUUUCUUCGCCGUCGGCGAGGGAUUCCACAACUUCCAUCACACCUUUCCCUGGGACUACUCGACGAGUGAGCUGGGAUGGAAGUUUAACACAUCCACGAUGUUCAUCGACAUCAUGGCGUGGUUGGGACAAGCCUACGAUCUCAAGACUGCACCUAAGGAACUGGUCGAGCAGAGAAAGUUGAGGACGGGAGAUGGAAGCCGGAUGCCCGAGAGCAGCAAGGCUGCUGUAAAGCUAGGUAGCCAUCAGGGAUAGGCUUAAGAUGUAAAGUUUAUGCAGCUCGUUACAGCGUGACGCACGCCUUGUCGUCAUAGUCAAUACAGGGAAAGCAACACGAGGCAGUCAUGAAGGAAUGGGCGUAUACCUCCAGACAUCUGCAUGAGGAACAGAUGUGCUUCCUCGUAUAUCUCAUACAGAAAGGAUCGAGAACAGUACGACAUUCAUUCUCGUGACGUAGGCAACUUAUGUGGUUCCUCAUGACGACACAUGUGGUU
Messenger RNA from Ornithodoros turicata, 2114 nucleotides. Its product is annotated as stearoyl-CoA desaturase 5-like. Gene Ontology annotation, biological process: unsaturated fatty acid biosynthetic process. Gene Ontology annotation, molecular function: iron ion binding; stearoyl-CoA 9-desaturase activity. Bases 877 to 1875 code for a protein of 332 amino acids. Gene Ontology annotation, cellular component: endoplasmic reticulum membrane. The record is from RefSeq and is a predicted model, not a curated record. NCBI's taxonomy places the organism in Eukaryota, Metazoa, Arthropoda, Arachnida, Ixodida, Argasidae. The transcript is spliced from 5 exons.